Messenger RNA from Coccidioides immitis RS, 1847 nucleotides. RefSeq lists its product as uncharacterized. NCBI's taxonomy places the organism in Eukaryota, Fungi, Ascomycota, Eurotiomycetes, Onygenales, Onygenaceae. The coding region runs from base 304 to 1311 and encodes 335 amino acids. The record is from RefSeq and is a predicted model, not a curated record. The transcript is spliced from 4 exons.
GAAGGAUAUCAGAAGGGUGAACGAAAGCAGCCUCGGUUGAAGAAUAAUCAAGAGUGCAACAGCCUCUUCUCCGCCUUCAUGGGAGGCCCUUGGAAUGGAGUAACUACUGAGUAGCGGCCCUGAUCCAUCGGACGAUUGCUUUCAUCCAUCAACUAUCAGCCUUUCUUCUAUCGAUCUGUGCUGCUACAAAAACAGCCUGGAUUUACAUUUCGUCCUGCGUUUUCUGUUCAAAAUCAAUGAGUUAUCUUUAUCCUUAAUUAUCCGGAACAGGUCGGGAUUCAAUCCGCACUGAACACGCUUAUCAUGGCCCAGGACCCUGAGAUCGUUUUGUUCCACUACACCUUCUCGCCAUACGCACGGCGAGUGGCCUGGUAUUUAAAUCUACGCGGCAUUAGAUAUUCGCAAUGUCUACAACCACCGAUCAUGCCCCGGCCAGACCUUGCGGCUCUGGGCGUCCAGUACCGGAGAAUCCCGGUGCUUAUGAUAGGAAAGGAUAUUUUCUGUGACUCCAGGCUGAUCAUACAAAAGCUUGAGGAGCGGUUCCCCGCUGGAAAAUUAGGUGCAGACGAUGGGGAUGGGAAGGCGAUCGAGAAGCUAAUCGACAUAUGGACGACGGAUGGAGGAGUGUUUGGCAGGGCUGCCCAGCUGAUACCCAUGAAUACUCCUCUCACCUCGGACCCUAAAUUCAUUGCAGACCGCCUCGAGUUCUCGAAUAGAAAACCUCUGUCAAAUGAUUCUCAGUCGAAUCCGCGGGGAGAGGGAAUGGUCCACGCCAAGCAGGCAUUUGAUAUUAUGGAGACCACUCUCCUCGCCGAUGGCAGAGAUUGGAUCCUGAAGACAGGAAAGCCUACACUUGCUGAUAUCCAAGGCGUAUGGGUAUUCGACUGGAUGAUUGGGCUCAAAGGAGCCCUUGAUCCCGCUCAGAUAUCAGAACAAACAUACCCCAUAACCUUUGCGUGGGUUUCUCGUUUCCGGAAGGCCUUAUCUGCAGCUAGGUCCACAUCCCCCAUGCCCCGAACCUUGACUGGCAAAGAAGCGCUAGACGGGCUCAGCCGGGCAGACUUUGCCGAACCAGAAGGCACUGUUGAUCCAGCUGAUCCGUUGAAAUUGGAAAGGGGCGAUGAAGUCCUUGUAUUCCCGACAGAUACCGGUGUAAACAGGAGAGACAGGGGCCAUAUUGUAGCUCUUAAUGCGCAAGAGGUUGUGUUGCAGCGUAAAACAGCAGACAACCGGUUUGACGUGCGCCUCCAUUUCCCUCGGACCAACUUUAGGAUCCUUAAAGUUGAUAGAAUGGAAGGAGGGCGCUUAUGAGAUUACUCCAAGGCAAGCAAAGGAAGAAUGUGAUCCCCAGCCCAGGCUCUUCGGUUUUAUGUUGGGAACCAUCGCCCCCACCGCCUUUAUUUUCCGCAGUUGAGACUGGAUGCCAUGGGGUAAAUCAGAUGCAAGCAUAAUUGAGAAGAGAACUUAAUACAAUGAACCAUCUGCAGGCAAAGAACCGGGUCAAAAGUGCCGGGAUGUAUGACGAUGAAAGAGGCAAGUUUUGUUGCUCUCCCCUCUCAAAGAGUAUCCCGUAAGACUAGAUUGCCACAGGUGGCGUCAUGCGUAAUAUGUAUUUCCGCCGGGGGUACCCAAAGAGCAUUUCUACUUGAUAGCAUAUAUGCCAGCUCUGCACAGAACCUUCGCGACACGGGCAAUUGGAUGGUUGGCAGCCGACACAAACUGUACAAUGGGCUGUGGAAACCCGAAAGAUCAUGGAGCCAGAAAUUAAAUACCAGAUAUCUGCAAUGACCUAAAGAAAGAGGGGGGAGCGUAUUUCCUGUGGUGGCACAGACGUAACGUUGGAUCCC